Messenger RNA from Cicer arietinum (chickpea), 1559 nucleotides. Its product is annotated as RHOMBOID-like protein 13. Gene Ontology annotation, molecular function: serine-type endopeptidase activity. The record is from RefSeq and is a predicted model, not a curated record. NCBI's taxonomy places the organism in Eukaryota, Viridiplantae, Streptophyta, Magnoliopsida, Fabales, Fabaceae. Gene Ontology annotation, cellular component: membrane.
AAUUGAUAAUGAUUGAUAAUUAAAUAAGCACAUGGUUCACGAAAUCGCAGAACACGUCUACACUAUUACCUCAAUCAAGGUGAGUCUUUUUCUCAACCCAAUUCUUCAUUUCUCACAAAGCAAAAACCCCAUUUUCCCCUUUUCGAAUCUCACCGCAACCCUUUAACCGUUUCAUACAAUUCAGCUUCUUCACGAACUCCCCUUCUUUCUCUGAAGACAAAGGUACAACCUUUAUGGUAUUGUUUUCGUGCUAUCCAUUUUCUUUUUGCAGAAAGGGUUCUGUUUCUAUGGUUGGUAAAGUUUGCACAAAUUUUCGUUUGGUGGGUUAUAGUAAUUUGUGAUUUUUCUAGAAAUAUAUAACAAGUAAAUAAAAACCCUUGAAUUUGGUUGAAUUGGGUUGUAUAGAAUUUUGUUGUUUUGUUUGAUUGAAGAAUUAAUUACCCUUUUUGCUGAAGUUUUAAUUUUGAAAUUGCUGCAUAAGUUUAGUAGUAGCAUAGCUAUAGACUCAAGAGGGUUUGUGAAAUUAGAAGUGAUUUUGGGAAAAUGGGGAAGCCUUUGAUUUAUGAGAUCUUGGAAAAACCAGCCACAAGUUGCAUUAUAGGAAUAUGCAGUGCUAUUUGGUUCUACAUACAGAAGAAAAAUAUUGGGUAUUCACAUGUGGGUCUGAGUUAUGAGACUGCAAUGGAAGGGCAACAUUGGAGAAUAAUCACUUCUGCAUUUUCUCAUAUAAGUAUAAUUCAUCUUGUUUUUAAUAUGAGUGCACUUUGGAGUCUUGGUGUGGUUGAGCAGUUGGAAAAUGUAGGUCUUGGUGUCGAGUAUUAUUUGCAGUAUACACUUGUGAUGGUUGUUGUAUCAGGGGUGUUGGUUUUGGCUAUGUAUCAUCUGUUGAUUCAGAGGUUCAAGGUUGAGUAUUUUCGCCGAGUUACGGCUGUUGGAUAUUCCUGUGUUGUGUUUGGUUGGAUGACGGUUCUUUCUGUGAAGCAACCUUCUUCCAAGUUGAAUCUCUUUGGAUUUCUUUCACUUCCUAUCAGUUUCGCCCCAUUUGAAUCGCUUGUCUUCACUUCGAUUAUUGUUCCUCAGGCAAGUUUUCUUGGCCAUUUAUCGGGGAUUGUUGUUGGAUAUGCUAUAGCUUGGGGUUUGAUUCAUGGGAUGACUAAUUACUGGGCACUUUCUUUAUUGGGUUGGAUUGUUCUUGUCUUUGUUUUGAGUUUGAAGAAAUCUGGUGUACUUGACCUGAACUUCAUUGAGAUUGAAUCUGUUACCGAUCCUUCCUUACCGUCUGUGCGGUUUUUGGGAUCUGGCAAUGGCAGAACCCUGCAGAUGAGUGCAUUGCCAGAUGGAAAUGUUGAACUUGUUUAAUGUUGAACUGAUAUAUUAUUGUCAUGUAACAUCGACACAAUCAAUAUUGAUAGCAAUAUGACUCCAUUUUUUUCCAAUAUAGUAUUUGUUCAAAGUUUCAUCAUUUUUUUGUUUUAAGUGUUUGCAUCUUUAGCUAUAUGAUAAUGAAUGUUUUCAGAUGAUGUAUGCCAAUUCGAUGAAGUGACACUGUUUAUUUCAUA